This is a messenger RNA of Sphaeramia orbicularis (orbiculate cardinalfish), 591 nucleotides long. RefSeq names its product echinoderm microtubule-associated protein-like 1. Gene Ontology annotation, molecular function: microtubule binding. The record is from RefSeq and is a predicted model, not a curated record. Gene Ontology annotation, biological process: microtubule cytoskeleton organization. The coding region runs from base 151 to 591 and encodes 146 amino acids. Gene Ontology annotation, cellular component: mitotic spindle. The transcript has 7 exons. Lineage: Eukaryota; Metazoa; Chordata; Actinopteri; Kurtiformes; Apogonidae.
ACUGCUCCAGCGCCGUCCACUAAAGUGCGUCAGCUGCUGCAGGCUCUUCCAUCCAGACCUCUGAGUAAUGGCUACGUCCAACAGAAACGCCUGCUGUCGUCCCCCUCGUCCCCCAAAAAAGAGGUGCUGCAGUCCAUUAAGAGGAAGAGCAUGUCCACGGAGCGCCUAACCCUGAUCAGGAGGGAACUGGGAGCAGAGAGUCGGAGUCGGACCACCUCCUCCAGCAGCUCCUCUGGAGGAAAAAGCAAAUCCAAAGAAUGCAGCUUUAAUGCAGAUGACGGCUAUGUGAGGAUGUUCCUCCGAGGUCGUCCCGUCACCAUGCACCUCCCCGAUGACCAGAGGGAGAGUUACAGCCUCGACCACAAGGUGGCGCUGCCCGACCGCAAGCUCAAACUGCAGUGGGUGUAUGGUUACCGUGGUCGCGACUGCCGCUCCAACCUCUACCUGCUGCCGACUGGAGAGAUCGUGUACUUCAACGCCUCCGUGGUGGUUCUGUACAACAUCGAAGAGCAGCAGCAGACUUACCUGGGCCACAAGAUGAUGUCAAAUGAUGCUGCUUCAACCUUCAUCAUCAUCAUCAUCAUCAUGUGA